Molecule: messenger RNA, 243 nt
Organism: Ilex paraguariensis (yerba mate)
Lineage: Eukaryota; Viridiplantae; Streptophyta; Magnoliopsida; Aquifoliales; Aquifoliaceae
Source: the annotation of a GenBank genome assembly
AUGAAGCAUUUGUUAGAGAUAGACAGUGAGGGUGACGAGAAUUCUCGAGUUCAGCUCGAGAUGUUAGAAGGUGCAAAAUCAAUGGGUGCCGGAGUUGCUACAAUUGCUUCCCGUAUUGCAAACAUUCUUAGUUCCUCGAUUUAUUCCGUGGAGCGACAUCCAUUAGUGGCCAAACAAUCAUUUGGUACUGUCAUUUUGGGCUUUGCUCUAACUGAAGCUAUUGCAUCACUUGCCCAACGAUGA